AUGCCUUCCGGUGUCGCAGUCGUCGACGCCUUCAAGAACCUCAUUAGACACGGCAAGAAUCAUCAGAAUGUCGUCAAGGCCUCUCCGGAUUAUUCGGACUCAUCCUCCUCUACCGCUCACUCAUCCUCAUCUCGCACUCACAAUCAGUCCCGGGUCCCGAAAGAAACUCCGCAGCCCGCACAGAUGCCGCAGCCCGUUCAACCGUCCCCCGAUUACACCCGGGAGGCCGAGUUGAUCGUCCAGGAGGAGCGUGAAGCAAAGAAUAAGAUGCCGGUCUACAAGGGUCUCGAAGCAUACAAAAUCCUUGAGAAGAUGGGCGACGGAGCUUUUUCCAAUGUGUAUAAGGCCGUCGAAACCGCAACCGGCAAGAAAGUAGCCAUCAAGGUUGUCCGCAAGUACGAGCUCAAUGCCUCGCAGGCUAGUGCCAUUUCCCUCGCCGCUGGAGACAAACACCUGAAUCCCCAGUUCAAGAAAAAGCCGCGUGUGACGGAGCGCGCAAAUAUCCUGAAAGAGGUCCAGAUCAUGCGCGGCCUCAAUCACCCGAGUAUAGUCAAGUUACUUCAGUUCUCGGAAUCCAACGAUUAUUAUUACUUGGUCUUGGAGCUUUGCGAAGGCGGAGAGCUUUUCCACCAGAUCGUCAAGCUCACCUAUUUCAGCGAGAACCUCGCACGCCAUGUUAUCCUGCAGGUCGCACAUGGCAUCCGUUAUCUCCAUGAAGAGCGUGGCGUUGUCCAUCGUGAUAUCAAGCCAGAGAAUCUUCUCUUCGACCGUAUACCUAUAAUACCCUCCAAAAACCCUGUACAGCGCCCUUACGACGAAGAAAAGGAGGACGAAGGCGAGUUUAUUCCCGGCGUUGGAGGUGGGGGCAUUGGACGCGUCAAAAUCGCGGACUUCGGCCUUUCCAAGAUUGUUUGGGACGAACAAACCAUGACGCCAUGUGGUACCGUUGGCUAUACCGCGCCUGAGAUCGUUAAGGACGAGCGGUAUAGCAAAAGCGUCGACAUGUGGGCACUCGGCUGCGUUCUCUACACGCUCCUUUGCGGUUUCCCACCAUUUUAUGAUGAGAGCAUCAAUGUUCUGACGGAGAAGGUUGCACGUGGCUACUACACCUUCCUCAGCCCGUGGUGGGACGAUAUCAGUCAAUCUGCGAAAGAUUUAAUUACACACCUUUUGUGCGUUGACCCCGCCCAAAGAUUUACGAUCGACGAAUUCCUCGCGCACCCGUGGUGUAAUGCUGCACCCGCACCGCCGCCGCCGCCGACUCCGGCUGCCGUUCCUAUGGACUCGCCGUUACUACGGGAUAUCUACAUGAAGGGUGCAAAGGAAGCGCGAUCGCCGGGACUCGCGACCUUGAAGGAGGCGUUCGAUAUUACGUACGCGGUGCAUCGUAUGGAGGAAGAGGGUGCGCGCAGGAAAGCGUACGGAGCAGGAGGUCGUGGCUUCCUCGGCGGCCUCAACGAGGAUGAUGAAGAAGAGGACGAGACGCUUGUGGAGGAGGCGCGGAAACGCAAGGGCGAGCCGAAAGUUCAGACCCAGACACAGGGCCACUCCAAGUCGGCUUCUGAAUCAAGCACGAAGAGCCGAGGUCGCAGUACGGACACCGGACGACGUGAUGAGCGCCAUCUCCACGAAGGCCGUGCUGGUCAGCGAGACCGCGGAGGACGAGGACGAGAAGUCGCACCGUUCGAGCUCGACAUGGACGGAGCAACCCUUCUGGGGCGGCGACACAAGAAGGGCGGUAUCGGUGGCGCUCCCAUGGAGAGUAGCCCCCUCGCCCGAGCGCCGAUCCGUGCAGGAAACAACACCAUUGACACCCCGCAGAGUCCAAUGCACAUUGCGUAAGCGGCACGAUCCGGGGCGAUCCACCUACACCCCCUUAUAUACCAUCUGCACUUGGCCCUACAGCAGUCUACACUCCCGCUUGCUCAUCGUCGUUUGAUCGCUCGCAUUGACCAUGUUGUAAUGUUCCGAGGGACUGUCACAGGUACAGCCCCGGAGAAACUGGAUUGUAUACACGCUUGUAUUGUAGUUUAUUUGAGGUUUAGUAUAGUCGAACAAU
Punctularia strigosozonata HHB-11173 SS5 is the source of this 2059-nucleotide messenger RNA. Its product is annotated as Pkinase-domain-containing protein. The transcript has 10 exons. Bases 1 to 1842 code for a protein of 613 amino acids. Gene Ontology annotation, molecular function: protein kinase activity; ATP binding. Gene Ontology annotation, biological process: protein phosphorylation. Lineage: Eukaryota; Fungi; Basidiomycota; Agaricomycetes; Corticiales; Punctulariaceae. The record is from RefSeq and is a predicted model, not a curated record.